Molecule: messenger RNA, 1025 nt
Organism: Solanum lycopersicum (tomato)
Lineage: Eukaryota; Viridiplantae; Streptophyta; Magnoliopsida; Solanales; Solanaceae
Product: transmembrane emp24 domain-containing protein p24delta4-like
Biological process (GO): intracellular protein transport; endoplasmic reticulum to Golgi vesicle-mediated transport; Golgi organization
Cellular component (GO): endoplasmic reticulum; Golgi apparatus; COPII-coated ER to Golgi transport vesicle
Source: RefSeq, a predicted model, not a curated record
GUCCAAGCAUUGAAUUUAAUUUUCCUUUGUAAAAGAAUCUCCCUCUCACUUUGACAAAAGUACACUUUUGGAAAAUUAUUAAAAUGCCGGCUUGCUUACCAUACACAGUCUACGCCUAUACGUUUUAGAACUUCUCUUCUCUUCUCUCUGUUUUUUUUUUUAAUUAGAGGCACGAGAUAUAGCUUCUGGAGAAAAAAAGAAGGAGAAUGAAGUUGAUGAAGGUAUUAAAAUUAAUUUUGGUGGUGGUGACGAUGGCGAUGACAAUGGCGGAAGCGUUAUGGCUAGAAAUGCCGAGUUCAGGGGCUAAAUGUGUGUAUGAAGAAAUCCGUAAUAACGUCGUCGUUUUGGUUGAGUAUGCUAUUGUUGGUAUCAAUGAGCAGAAUCAAUAUAGUUUUAUUCGCGAUUUGAUCUCCCUUAAGGUUACAUCACCAUUUGGAAAAAUUCUCCACCAUGAAAAUAAUGUUACAAAUGGUGAAUUUGGUUUUACAACGACUGAGCCUGGAAACUAUAUGGCGUGCUUUUUCAUGAAUAGCCAAACUCCUGAUGGUAAAGCUGUACAUAUUGGUCUUGACUGGAAAAUUGGGAUUGCUGCCAAGGAUUGGUACUCAAUUGCUCGAAAAGAAAAGAUACAAGACAUUGAACUUGUGCUGAUGAAAUUCCAGGCAUGGGUGCAAUCCAUCCGUGAAAAAUUAAUCUAUAUGAAGAAGAGGGAAGAAGAAAUGAGUGAAGUGAGUGAGAGAACGAAUGCAGCUGUGGCAUGGUUCAGUGGAAUGUCCCUUAGUCUCUGCAUAUUGGCUGCAGCCACGCAAAUAUGGGUGACUGAAUUGGUGCAGCAGGUGGUAUCUCAUAAGGAAAGUCAGGUCGGGAUUGAUUCUCUCUAUCAAUGCCUUCUAAGCCAAACUCAUCCCUGUACAUUUGCCUAGUGCGAGUAACAUUUCUUGUUUGGUUUGUGAACUUUGAAUAUGACCUGAAGUUAAGUUUUCAAUUACUCAAUAGAAUAAAACUAACAGACAGUUGAAUAUGAA